Elaeis guineensis (African oil palm) is the source of this 656-nucleotide messenger RNA. RefSeq names its product late embryogenesis abundant protein Lea5-D. NCBI's taxonomy places the organism in Eukaryota, Viridiplantae, Streptophyta, Magnoliopsida, Arecales, Arecaceae. Gene Ontology annotation, biological process: response to stress. The record is from RefSeq and is a predicted model, not a curated record. Gene Ontology annotation, cellular component: mitochondrion.
CUUCUUCUCUCUCCCUCUGAAAUCAGAGCGAGCAAAGAGAGAGAGGGAAGAGAAGCGUUUCCUCUGUCUCUUCUCUUCUUUUCUCUUUCUUUCUACUACUGCGUUCGGGAAAUAAGUACCGUCGAAUCAAGAUCAGAUGGCUCGCGCUCUCUCAGGUGCCACGACUCUCGCCGCUGCUCUCUCCGACGGGAUCGCGGUCUACAUCAGCAGGAGGGGUUAUGCGGCCGUGACGGGAACGGUGGUGAGUAGGGGGAGGUCAUCGGCGGAAGAAAAGGCGGUGAGGAAGGCGACUGUGAGUUCGGGUUCGUCUUCCGGUUCUUCUUCGGAUUCCUGGGUUCCGGAUCCCGUUACCGGGUACUACCGGCCCGGGAACCGGCGGGCAGACGUGGACGCCGCCGAACUUAGAGAGAUUCUUCUCUCCCACAGAUCUCGACAAUAAGGUGGAUCAAAGAUCCACCAUAUGUGAUUUGGAGAGAAGAAAGAAAAAGAAAGGGGAGAAGCCCAUCAUAUUCAUCGAUGGACACUCUUAUCGGCUCCCGACAUUUAUAAAUUUAAAUGUGUACGUUUCGGUGAUGCUAAAUUUAAAUGGCCCUUGGUUAAGCUCAAUGCAUCCGAAAGAGUGAUUAUAAUAAAACUAAAAUCAGAUCAUAUACUAA